AUGGGAUGUACCCUGAGCGCAGAGGAGAGGGCGGCUCUGGACCGGAGCAAAGCCAUCGAGAAGAACCUGAAGGAGGACGGGCUGACCGCGGCCAAGGAUGUCAAACUGCUGCUGCUCGGGGCUGGAGAGUCAGGGAAAAGCACCAUCGUCAAACAGAUGAAGAUCAUCCAUGAGGACGGGUUCUCUGGUGACGAUGUGAAGCAGUACAAGCCUGUCGUCUACAGCAACACCAUCCAGUCUCUGGCCGCCAUCGUCCGCGCCAUGGACACACUGGGUCUGGAGUACGGAGACAAAGAACGCAAGGCCGACGCUAAGAUGGUGUGUGACGUGGUCAGUCGUAUGGAGGACACGGAGCCCUACUCCGCUGAGCUGCUGUCCGCCAUGAUGCGUCUGUGGGCCGACUCCGGCAUCCAGGAGUGUUUCAGCCGCGCCCGCGAGUACCAGCUCAACGACUCAGCGCAGUAUUACUUAGACAGCCUAGACCGGAUCGGAGCAUCGGACUACCAACCCACAGAGCAGGACAUCCUGAGGACCAGAGUGAAGACCACAGGCAUCGUGGAGACACACUUUACCUUCAAAAACCUCCACUUCAGGCUGUUCGAUGUGGGAGGUCAGAGGUCAGAGAGGAAGAAGUGGAUCCACUGUUUCGAGGACGUCACAGCCAUCAUCUUCUGCGUGGCACUCAGCGGAUACGACCAGGUUCUGCAUGAGGACGAGACCACGAAUCGCAUGCACGAGUCCUUGAUGCUGUUCGACUCGAUCUGCAACAACAAGUUCUUCAUCGACACCUCCAUCAUCCUCUUCCUCAACAAGAAGGAUCUGUUUGCAGAGAAGAUCAAGAAGUCUCCACUCAGCAUCUGCUUCCCCGAAUACACAGGACCAAACACCUACGAGGACGCGGCCGCUUACAUCCAAGCACAGUUCGAGAGCAAGAACCGCUCUCCAAAUAAGGAAAUCUACUGUCACAUGACCUGCGCCACAGAUACAGGAAACAUCCAGGUGGUGUUCGACGCUGUCACCGAUAUCAUCAUCGCCAACAAUCUUCGAGGGUGUGGCUUGUACUGAGCACACCCCGCCCCCACCCCUCCCUCCCUCCAUUCUGUCCUGCCCCUCCCCAUGUCCCCUCCCCCUCCUUUGCCUCCCCCCCCUUCCCUGUCCUUCUCCUCCUUUCCCCCGCCCCUUCCUGUUCCUUUGACACUGCUGUGGAAAUGAUGAUGACGACGAUGAUGAUUCUGCUGAUUAUUUAAAGAAAAAAAGAAAGAAAAAUGCAACUAGGUACAUAUUAAUAAUGAGGAUAAUUUAAAAAAAAUAGGCAUACGUAUAUAUAAAUAUAUAUAUAAUGUUUUAGUUCUUGUCUCUUCUCGCUCCAACUUUCUCCUCCUGAUGUUUGAAACUCCGCCCCCUGCAGCCUUGGAACCUUCUAGAACAAAGUGGAUGAAAGCCUGUGUACCUGCUCUGUUCGUUCUGUCUUUAACACAUGGCUUCUGUUUCUGAAAACCACCGCUAUUUAUUCCAUGAGUGUCUGGAACGGACUUUAUUCACCUUUGAUUUGGGUCAGAUUUCCUUUCUUUUCUUUGGCCUUAGUAGUGAUUAUGUUUUUAACGAUUUUACAGAAAUAUGUGAUAAUGUUUAUAGCACUGAAAAAAGGACAAACAGGUCAGCCAAACCCUCCGAACCUUCAAACCCUUCGAACCCUUCGAACCUUCGAGUCUUCGAACCCUUCGAGACCUGCUUGAUUUGAACCUUUUGUUUACAUGUGACAUUUUGAAGCCGUCAGUCGUUUUUAUUUCCUUUGUCUUCUUUUACUGCCUCACAUCCCAGAGCUGGUUUUCAUCGACAGGAAGUGAGGCUUCCAGACUGGCCUUAACCGUCGUCCAGCCAAUAGGAGAGGGGUUAAAGGUGGUCCGUGGGUGGGACUGGACUGUAGAUCGCAGGUCCACGUUCUAACGUUCCUCACUGUUCUAACCUCUAGACCUACUAACAUCCUCCAUGUAAAGGAACUCACUCCUGCUUUGAUCAUCUGUAUGGUUGAUUAAUUUAUUCGUUUAUUUAUUGAUUGAUGGACUGAUGGCCUGUCCUCCACACCUCUAUCUGUCCCACGUCUCUUCUUCUCUCACUUCCGUCUUCUUCAUCUUUUUCUUUGUCGGCCUUCGUUUGCAUGGCGUCCUGCGGUCCUGAUUUCAGGGGGCGGGGGAAGGGGGUCAGAGGUUGUCAUAAAGGGGGGGCGGGGUCAGAGGGCCUCUCUCUUUUUCUUGCCAACCCUUCUCUUCUCUCCUCCUCCUCCUCUUCUUCCCCUCCUAAAGCUUGACACAGAUAGCAUGAGAUACUCGAGCCUUUGUAUAAAUAGAACAGUUAAUUCAUAAAACUGAAAAAAAAAGCUUCACAUACUGUAGUACUGUUCCAAACAUAAUUUAACAAAAAAAAAGUCGUUUUGAUAAAAACUGCAAAAGAUGCCUAACAAGACA
Sphaeramia orbicularis (orbiculate cardinalfish) is the source of this 2465-nucleotide messenger RNA. RefSeq names its product guanine nucleotide binding protein (G protein), alpha activating activity polypeptide O, a (gene gnao1a). The transcript is spliced from 8 exons. The coding region runs from base 1 to 1065 and encodes 354 amino acids. Lineage: Eukaryota; Metazoa; Chordata; Actinopteri; Kurtiformes; Apogonidae. Gene Ontology annotation, cellular component: cytoplasm; heterotrimeric G-protein complex. Gene Ontology annotation, biological process: adenylate cyclase-modulating G protein-coupled receptor signaling pathway; G protein-coupled dopamine receptor signaling pathway. Gene Ontology annotation, molecular function: GTPase activity; G protein-coupled serotonin receptor binding; GTP binding. The record is from RefSeq and is a predicted model, not a curated record.